Molecule: messenger RNA, 3942 nt
Organism: Anopheles cruzii
Lineage: Eukaryota; Metazoa; Arthropoda; Insecta; Diptera; Culicidae
Gene: Ack
Product: activated Cdc42 kinase Ack
Exons: 6
Coding region: 64-3726 (1220 amino acids)
Biological process (GO): protein phosphorylation
Molecular function (GO): ATP binding; protein tyrosine kinase activity
Source: RefSeq, a predicted model, not a curated record
ACGCACAGCUGCUGCGCUGCUGCUUCGCGCGAAGCGGGUUCAUCCUGCCAAGGCGAACGCACAAUGGCCGAUCCCGACAGUGCCUGGUUGGAAGAGCUGCUGGCCGAUGUGCAGUUGGAGCAGUUUCUGGUGCGGAUACGGGACGAGCUGCAGGUGACGCGGUUGGCUCACUUCGACUACGUGCACGUGGACGAUCUGGAAAAGAUCGGGCUCGGUAAACCGGGCAUCCGGCGGUUACUGGAGGCGGUCAAGAAGCGGAAAGCCCAGCAGUGGCGGCGCAACAUUCUGUCGAAGCUGAUCGGAGGCGGAAAGCAGCAGCCGCAAAAGAAGGCACACCACCACACGGCGGGCGGCUCCGGCAGUGGCGGCGGCGGGGCUGGCCAGAACGAGGAACCGUCCGCGCUAGCGUUGACCUGUUUGAUUCACGAGAAAGAUGUUACGCUCUCGGUGAAGCUGGGCGAUGGGUCGUUCGGGGUGGUCCGGCGGGGCGAAUGGAACGCACCCGGGAACCACAUCGUACCGGUGGCGGUGAAGGUGCUCAAAGCGGACACACUAGCGCAGCCCGGCGUGAUCGAGGACUUUUUCAAGGAGGUGCAAGCCAUGCACACAAUGAACCACCCCAAUCUGAUCCGCCUGCACGGGGUCGUCCUGUCGCAGCCGAUGAUGAUGGUGACCGAGCUGGCGGUGAACGGGUCGCUGUUGGAUCUGCUGCGCAAACAGUGCAAGCACACGCCACUGCCGAUGAUUUGGAACUGGUCCGUGCAGAUUGCGACCGGUAUGGCGUACCUGGAGAGCAAGCGGUUCCUGCACCGGGAUCUGGCCUGCCGCAACGUACUGCUGGCGACGGGGAACAAGAUCAAGAUCGGCGAUUUCGGCCUGAUGCGGGCACUGCCCCAGCAGGAGGACUGCUACGUGAUGACGGAGCACAAGAAAGUACCGUUCCCGUGGUGCGCUCCAGAGUCGCUGCGCUACCGACAGUUUAGCCACGCGUCCGACACGUGGAUGUUUGCGGUGACCCUGUGGGAGAUGUUCACGUUCGGUGAAGAUCCAUGGAUUGGGCUGAACGGGUCACAGAUUUUGCGCAAGAUCGACCGCGAGGGCGAACGGUUGCACCAUCCCGACGCGUGUCCACCGGACGUGUACCAACUGAUGCUCCAGUGCUGGGACAAGACGCCGUCGGAGCGUCCAACGUUUGCCGCAAUCAAGGAAUUCCUCACCGGUGUUCCGCCACCGAUCUAUCGAGCGAUCGGGAGCUUUAAUGCCGAAAACCGUUUGGCGGUGCAGCAAGGCGAUACGAUCGUGAUCAUCGACGGUCGGCCCGAGCUGCAGUUCAUCAAGGGCCAGAGUCAGCGGACGUUCGACAUCGGAACGUUUCCAAGAAAUGUUGCAGUCGACGCCCGAAAAUCGUCCACCGGAAACGGGAGUGCAGCAUCCAUAAGCCGUCCAUUGCACGAUUCCUUCCGCCACACGGGCCAUGGUUCACCGUUCGGCAACUCUUGGGGCAAUCCCAGUAGCCUGGAAAUGGACGGCGAAGUGAAGCUACGCACCAAAACGAAGGACAUCGUGAACACGGAACACCGGCGUGGCAAGUGCGUGUCGGAGCAGUACGUAAAGGAACGGAAAAGCAAUGCAUCGAAGCAAUUCUCGUACAACAAGCUGGUGAAUGAAAGUCACCAAAAGCAGCACCACGGCCAGCAAGCGCCAGUGCUGAAGGAUGCAAAAAAUCGUCCUCUGCGUCCACCGCAACCGAACGGAAUGGUUUCCGGCGGCAGCAGCGCCACGACCGAAGGCAUACUGAUUGAUCUUUCGUCGCCGAACGAUGAAGCAACGACGACGGCUGGUGGCGGCGGCGGUGAUGGUGCACUGAACUCGAGUGCUGCGAAGGCGAGCGGCUUCAGUACCACCAACCACCGUCAGGUGGCAAGCAUACUGGAUGAACCGAUUGAAGUGCCUACCGAGGGCGAGGAUCCGCACUACGCACCGGACCACCAGCACCACCAACAACAACCGAUGAGUUCCUUUGGUACGCCUUCGUACACGCUGCAGCAAUCCGCUGUUGCCUCGGCGGCGGUUGCUAUGGUAAAGCUAGAGCCUCCUCCGUAUCAGAUGCCACCAAAGUAUAGCAACACGUACGGAAUCGUCCACGAGAGUAGCCUCAACCUGAGCGUGGUUUCGGAACCGGACCCGUUCGCCCCGCACGAACCGAUCGUUACGUCGGACUAUGAAAGUGGUCCCUCGAGCACGGUCAGUGCACGCGACCUGAUGGCCAGCAUCAAGCGGCAGCAAACGAUCGAGCAGCAGCAGCAGCAAUCCAGUGUCGGCUUGGCCGGCAGUCCCGGUGUGCUGGCUCCGACCGUUCUGCCGCCACAACAACCGGCGGUCUAUGGUAACGUGCGAGCUUCCACGUCGAAUAUUAACGUCAAUUACGGCCGAGUGGCGGAUCUGGACGAGUUGACGUCGAGUAUGCAGGCAACGCUGAACAACCCGGGAAGCCCGGACCCCCCAACGGCUGAGCCUCUGAAUGGAAUGUCUCUGGAGGUGAAUGUGAGUGGCAGCACCAGCGGCGCGAUUGACGGUGGGCUGAUAUCACCAUACGGUGGUUCGGCGGUGCAAUUGAACGCAGUCAUGGCACCCAAGAAGCUCGAUAAAUCCUUUCUGGCCGAGCUGGAGAAGGACAUCUACAAGAACGAGGCGGCCGUUGGCGGUGGUAGCGCCAUGAACAGUUCGGCUGCGUACGCCGCCCGCAACAGCGCCAAGGAUGUGUCGCAUUCGAAGUACGACACGGCCAACCAUCUGGCCAUUAGUCAAAUCUAUGCCAACCAGGCCAACUCGCUCGCACUGGCCGCCUCGUUGCAGCAACAGCUCACACUUUCGCCAAAGAAACAAAACGUCCAACAGCCGUCGUCGUCGUCAAAUGACACCAGUUCCGUCGUGCAGCAGCUUUGGAUGGAGCGCAAUUCGGCGAGCGCUGCCGCCGUCGCACAACAGUCGGUCACCUCUUCGUCGACGGAACAGAUGUUGUACGGCAGCACGCAGCACGUGUCCCCACAAAAGUCACACAGCUAUGUGGCCCUAUCGAACCGGCCCGUUACGACGGUUCUCUCACCGCCGCCGGCAGCAUCGUCGGUCACGGAUACGGGUCGACACUAUGGCUCCACGAUGAGUCUUUCAGGGUCGUCGAAUAUUUACAACUCCGUCUACAACGGAAGCAUUGGCCCGCCAUUGGACGCGUAUCAACCGGUCGGCGGUGGGACGGAACUGUACGAUGUGGUCGCUCCGACUCCCGCAUCUCUUUACGAGCGGGUUCCCAUGCAGCCACAGCAGCAGAUUUACAACAACGUGGUCAGCCACCACCACCAGCAACUGGUGCAACCGCUCGUGCCGGCGAUCUACGACGAGGUAACGAACGAUCUCGACUUACGCCCGAUCCGGCCAGCCCCGUCCGCACCGCUGUCGGCGCAGCAAAUUCAGCGCCGCUUGGAACGGUUGGCCCAGCAGGAUCAACAGGUGGCCAACCUGAUGCAGGAGUUGGGCGAUGAAGCGAACGAACAGGAAGCGCGCAACUCGCUGGCAGCCGUCAACUGGGAUCACACGUUGGCGGUGCGACACUUUAAAAUUGAACGGCUCCUUCGACUCGGUCUAGCAACCCGGACACGCUGUGAGGAGGCGCUCCAGAAAACCGGAUGGAGCAUUCAGCUGGCCGCCUCGGUACUGCUGGAGAUCUGAAGUGAUCCGACAUCGGACCAGCUCAACGAUAUAACGUAUUCUCGAAUGAGCUUCGAAAAGUUGCUCUGUGAACAAUCAGAAACGAACAGCUCCUUACUAGCUGCUUAAAGGCUUUACUCUUUGAACAAUGAAGAACCUCAUCCAAGAAUCCUUGUAGCCACGGCAACCCAUGAUCUGUAAACCCUCGAAUUCCACAAUAGAGAAAGAGAGAGAAAG